UAAUAUUUAUUAUACGUCAUUUUUUACAUUCACUUACAUUGUUAAAAAGUAAACUUUGAAACUGAAUUUUUAGUGAGAGCUGAUUAGUUACCAGCUUAGCUCAGUUUUAUAGCUAUUUUAUAUAUUCUUAAAUAUGAACUAGAGGUUUAUAAUGUUACAGACAGCAAAUGCUAUAAAAAACGGUGUUGUGUAGUGAUGUGAAAGUUACAGUACAAUCUAAAAACUCUCAACAAUCUUAUAAUGUCUUUUUCCAAACCCUUUGAGGAAAACAAUUUGCAAAAUUCUUCACAUACUUUGAGGAAUUCGGUUAGUCUCCCAGGAGUAGUUGGUGGUAGAAACGCCCCUCUGUUGCCUCCUAGGCCAUCCAACUCAAUAAUAGGAAAUACUGGAUAUAAUACUUUCAACUCAUAUUUACCAUAUUCUGGUUCAUCAUAUGGCGGCUACAAUUCGUAUAAUUCCUACAUGCCAUAUCGCAGCUCUCCCUACAGUUCCUAUGGAAGUUACGGCUCAUAUGGCUCACAUGGUUCUUCUUACGACCCUUACAACUCCUUCGGAUCUUAUCCCAAUCAGGCCUUAGACGAUCACGAACGAAGGUUUAUUCAGUACGCCGAAGAAAGCUCGAGAAAUACCUUUUCCAGUGUGGAAAGCAUCGUAAGAGCCUUCAAUAGCAUAGCUAUGAUGUUAGACAAUACGUUUUUUGCCAUGACUAGCAGUUUUAGAGCUGUAUUAAGCGUAGCCGAGAAUUUCGGACGACUAAGGACUAUGUUUGGUCAUAUCUGGUAUUCGAUAAAUAUAUUUAGGUUUUUCAAUUGGUUAUAUAGACAAUGUUUACGAUUAAUGGGAUACAAAGUACCGAUGAGUCAAGUAUCGGCAGCUUGGUCGCAAGCGAAGACAGGAGCUGUGGCUGGAGGAGCAGCCGUACCGCCAGGAGGUGCUGGUUCCAGUUGGCCCACUAUAGCGUUUUUGGGAAUGUUGGUGUCUGCUCCCUAUAUUAUUAGUCGAUUUUUGCCUAAAUUCGAAGAUAAAGGCGAUCCUGAAAAUUGGAAAUCUCCAGGUAUCCGAGCCAAAGCAGUUUUUGACUUCAUAGCCACUGCUCCCAACGAAUUGACUGUACAAACGAACGAUAUGGUCUUACUUGCCCCAACUUACAUCCAAGAAGAGAUGAAUCUGAAAAAUUCCGGAUGGGCCUUUGCUGUUUGUAAAGCCAAGUCGGGCUUAGUACCACUUAAUUAUCUUGUGAUAAGCAAGAAUAGACCUAUUUUACAUACGAAAACCGAAGAUCCUCCCAUACCAAGGGUGUUUACUAAAACCCAUCAGAAGAGGGUUAGUUUCGGAGAAAACCAGAUAUUCGAAAACGUAGAUUUAGACGACUACGUGAUGAAAAAAGAAACCGAACCAAGUCACUCUAGUCAAGACACAGUGAAGCCGGAACCUGUUGAAACGGAAAAUACAAACACAGAAGACAAAGAGAAGACUUAAAUUAAGAACUGAUUAGCUAUUUGGGUAUUACUUACGUUUUUAUAAUAUUUUAUACGCAAACAAUGGUAAUGGUGUGCGAAUUCGCCUUAAUGUUUAAUUCACCUCCCUUAGUUAGACUUAUAACAAUUUAUAAAUUAAUAUUACUUAAAAUGCUGAUUAAUAAAUAUCAUAAAAUGCCAAGUUUUUAAUAAAUAUUAUUGUAAUGUGCAUAGUUAAUCUAACCAAGUACAUUUAGCUGGAAGACUAAAUGAAGCUUUUACUUUACAUAAAAAAGAUCCUAGUUAUGUGUGAGAGCAUUAUGCUCAACUUUAUAAAAAAUUAUCUUUUCUGAACACGCUAUGAAAUAAUAUUACAAUAGUUCUUUGUAAAUUGCUCUAUUAAAAAGUAAAUAUGAGUAAAACAUUUCCGAAAAAUAACCGAAUCUUACUGACUGCGCCAAUUAGGUUAGAUAAGAGUUUUGUCAUACGAAAAUUGCAUUUUUAUCUAAUUAAUCAAAUACAUUCAUAUGUCCAUUUUUUGUUAUUUUUCUGUAUUUCAUACAUAAACAAAGAACACGUACCAAAGGUAAUUUUGUAUAAAGAUAAGUAUUAAUCGCACAUUUUAUGUAUCCAGUGAAUCAUUCAUUAUACUUGAACGCAGAUACGAUAUACUUGGUUCAAUAUUUUUUCACAGACUCAUUUCACUGUCCAUAAAUUUAAAAGCGUAUUUAUCAAACGUUUUUUGACAUAGCGAUGAGAUUGUAGAUAUAAGCAAAUUUAAACAAAUAUUAAAUUAAGGAACUGAAAGUAACAUUUAAUUUAUCAAUGGCAGUUUAAUUUUAUUAAUAUUUAUUAUUAUGAAUCAAAUAUUAUAGAUCAAGAAAGUAGAACUACAAAAAAGGAGUAUUGAAUGUAAAUUACAAUGAUUGAUCAACAUGUUUUUCUUAUGUUUUGCACACUUUAGAUCGGUAUGGAGAUGCUGUCUAUCAAUCUCGCUUUGAUUUUAAAGCGUAGAUUUUGCCAAUUAUUUUCUGAACUAGUUUUGUUUGGGUGGACCACUAUUUGCAAUUUUAUAGUUACCUUCACCUUAGAAAGUUAUAAUUGAGUCCUAUCUCAGUAUUCUCCAAGCGCAAACAUAAUUAUGUCAUUGAACGUCUAUAGUUAACCAAUUACAUAUUAUGAAGCAUUUCAGGACAUUCUGUCAAAUAGGGGUAAUAAUAUGAAAAGUUUGCAAUACUCUUUUGGAUUUUGAAAAGCUAGAAUUUGUUUCAAUGACAAUGUAAGACAAUCGGCGAAAUAACCAAGAUGUCUUUAUAUUAUGAGUCCUUGCUAUCCCUACUUCUUCCUCCUAUAUACUAUCUCUAUUGAGUUUGGCAACCAGUAUGACAAAGCAUUGUCUAUUGUAUACUUGUAUGAGAACGUUUAUUUCAGUUCUUCUUUCUUCCUAUCCCACGUUUUCCUUCACGUAUUCCUUGUGGCGCAUUAUAUGUCGAAGAUGUGAGAUUUUCCUAACUCUAAGGCCGUCCGCACAUGGGUCGAUCGAAGACACGUCUCGAAGUUCGCACGUCUUGCUCGUCUUGUAAGAACCCUGCGGCAAAAGCGAUUGCUCUUCGCACACUAGUCGAUUCAGUUUUCUCAUAUCUUCCAACCAGGAAGUACGCAUUCUUUAUAUUAUCAACCAAAACGACUAUUUCGAUCUGCGAGAAGAAGUAUGGUAUUGUUACAUUUUUAGUAUAAUUUGUAUACAGUGAGCAUUAUACAAUUGAUGGUAGAUAUUUUUUCAAAUUAUAUAUUACACGCCUAGAAACAGCAGUUCAAUGUUUUCAGAAUUUUAUAUUACAAACAAUAUAUUUCCCCACAAAACUACUAUUAAAUUUAGCUUAAAAACAAACAAAUAAAAUUAAUUUAAUUCCAUGACUGGAAACGUGCGUCUCACUUGAACUUUCUCGUACGCUACCGAUCGCAAGGGACGAGAGUCGUACAAGACGAGGAGAUUUGCAAUCCUAAACGCUUCGUCAACGGAGCUCAAUGCAACAAGGAAGGAAUUUGAGUGGCGGGGAGAGAUCUACGCGACUGGAAUCGAGUCGACUACUUCGAGCGUCGACCCAUGUGCGGACGGCCUAACCAUCUUCAAAUUAUAUGGGCGAGUAUUCGUCAUUGACAACACUUCUACGUUGACUGUUUUUGUGGUUCAACUUAUUCAUAAUAUUCUUCUCUACAGCCACAUUUCAAAUGCGUUUAACUUGUUGGUGUUCCCUUUUUUGAGUGUGUAUGUUUCAUAGCCAUACAUAAGCAGGGACCAUUGUAGUCUUCUCAGUCUUAUUGGUAUAUUUAAUUUUGUGUUUUAAAGCAGCGGUUCUCAAUUUGUCUUACAUGUACCACUGGUGGUACAUAUCAUUAUUUGCGGUGGUACACAAAACACAAAAACAGCCAAAAUCAGCAUCACUUUUGUAGCUAGUUAGGUGGGUAUUUCAGUUAGGUGGUACCAAAAAUAAUAAAAAGUAUUUUAUGGUACAUGACUCAAAAAUAUUGAGAACCACUGUUUUAAAGUAUGUUUUUCACGUUCAUGAAUCUUGCUUUUGUGACUUAAAUUCUUCAUUGGAUUUCCUUUGACUGGUCUAGUUGGCAAUAUUUUGAACUGUUUGCAGAUUGGUUCCAUUGACACUAACAUAAGAUUGUGACGGGCUUGUAAGUCUCGGUUGAAAACUAACAGUUUACUUAUAUCUUACAUAUUUUUCUUACAAUGCUUUCUCGAUUUCAUUGGUCUUUCUGUAAUUUGGUGGCUUUCUACGCUACCAAGAAAAUUCAUAGAAUCGGAUUCAUGAAUAAAGUCAAAGUAUCCAAAGAAAUAGAAAAUUGAGUGAAUUGCGGAGAAGUAAGAUUUACCGCAGAAACAGACGAGCCACUUUGCAGCGCUACUGAGUGGAGCCAAAAAGUGGCUUAGACAGACGAUUUUGUAGCGCCAAUGAUUUUGUAAUGGACGCCACUACAGCGAGGAUCGGCGACAGUGGCUGUAGUGAUGUUGAACAAGUAUCCAUUCGUUACAAAGUACUCGUUACUUACGAAUACCGAAAGUAACGAUUACUAUACAGAAAGGCAAAUCGUUACUUUGAUUACUCUGAUUACUUCGUACCAAUCGUAUCAGAGCGAGUAACGACUAUUGUAUCUACAACCAGUACACUUGUCACUUAAUUACUUUCUAAUAAAUCGUAUCCCAGCGAGUAACGGACGUGACCGGUAUUUUACGAGUGUUAUCGAAUAUCGUUAUCGGUAUGAAGCGUUUUAGGGGUGUGAGGGUGAGGAGAAGAUAGAAGAUGAAACAGAGGGAGGUAUAAUGGUAUACGUAAAAUAUGUAAUAAGGUAAUAUGUGAAAUAUGUAAUGUAUGUAUGUCAUCAACAAAGAUCGAAUGCUAGAACUCUAUAUUUUUAUCUAGAUCGAUGAAGGUCGUUGUUACAUCGGAAUACAUAUACAAAAUACCUACCUACUGAGAAAUACGAUUCUCGAUAUGAUUACCGGUACUCAAAUACAAAAGUAAUCAUAGUAAUCAAAUCAUUUUUGUCCCUUAAACAAAUCGGUUAAUGUCGUUGUUAUAUCGGAAUACCUAUACUCGCUUAAAUAAAAAUUUAAUGUAAGCUCAAUAUAAAUGAACAAUAUGAAAAAAAAUUUGGCCCUUGCUCAACUUCAUUGUUUUAAUGGGAACUAUUGUUUAUUUACCUUGAACAAAGUACAGAACAAUUAAAUAAAUGUAAUAUUAAAUUAUUGUAUUGUGAUGUAAGUAUACAGGGUGUAACGAAAAUACAGGUCAUAAAUUAAAUCACAUAUUCUGAGACCAAAAAGAGUUCGAAUGAACCUAGUGUACCUUAGUACAAAUAUGCACAUAAAAAAGGUUACAACCAUUUGAAGUUACAAAAUGAAAAUCGAUUUUUUCGAAUAUAUCGAAAACUGUUAGAGAUUUUUUAUUGAAAAUGGACAUGUGGCAUUCACAUGGUAGGGACAUCGUAAAAAAGAAUUAUAGUGAAAUUUGUGCACCCCAUAAAAGUUUUAUGGGGGUUUUGUUCCCUUAAACCCUCCCAAACUUUUGUGUACGUUCCAAUUAAAUUAUUAUUGUGGUACCAUUAGUUAAACGCAAUAUUUCUAAAACUUUUUUGCCUCUUAUUAUUUUUUCGAUAAGGCAGUUUUUAUCGAGUUGCGGCUUCUUUUUUAAUAUGUUUACAUAAAAUUUUUAUGGGGGUUUUGCUCCUUUAAACCCCCCAAAUGUUUGUGUAUGUUCCAAUUAAACUUUUACUGCAGUACCAUUAGUUAAACCCAGUGUUUUUAAAACUUUUUUGCGUCUUUGUAUUUUUUCGAGAAGGCACUUUUUAUCGAGAUAUUACUUCUUUUUUAAUAUUGUUCAAAAUAUACCUAAAAAUGUAAAUCACAAAUAAAUUUUCAUAUUAUUACCAAGUCUCCACAAUCGUACUUAGCCAUAUACAAAUAAUAUGUGGUGGAUUUGACAAAUAUUAAAAAUAUCUCGAUAAAAACGGACUUUUCGAAAAAGUAAUGAGAGGCAAAAAAGUUUUUAAAACAUUGUGUUUAACUAAUGGUACUACAAUAAUAAUUAAAUUGGAACGUACACAAAAGUUUGGGGGGGUUUAAAGGAACAAAACCCCCAUAAAAUUUUUAUGGUAUGUCCAAAUUUCACUAUAAUUUUUUCUUAGAAUACUACUACUAUAAGAAUGCCACACGUUUAUUUUAAAUAAAAGAUCUCUAAUAGUUUUCGAUAUAUUGGAAAACAUCGAUUUUCAUUUUGUAACUUCAAAGGGCUGUAACUUUUUUUCUGUACACAUUUGUACUAAGGUAAGUUAGGUUCAAUCGAACUAUUUUUGGUCCCAGAAUACGUGAUUAAAUUUAUGACCUGUAUUUUUGUUACACCCUGUAUAUAUAGUAUUGUAUUAUUAUUAAUUGUAUACUUUCAUGGAGAAUAAACGUUAUUAUAAUUAUUAUACAAAAUAACUACCUACUGAGAAAUACGAUUCUCGAUAUGAUUACCGGUACUCAAAUACAAAAGUAAUCAUAGUAAUCCAGUCAUUUUUAUCCCUUAAACAGAUCGGUGAAGGUCGUUGUUAUAUCGGAAUACCUAUACAAAAUACCUACCUACUGGGAUACGAUUCUCGAUAUGAUUACCGUUACUCAAAUACAAAAGUAAUCAUAGUAAUGAAAUCAUUUUUAUCCCUUAAACAGAUCGGUGAAGGUCGUUGUUAUAUCGGAAUACCUAUACAAAAUACCUACCUACUGGGAUACGAUUCUCGAUAUGAUUACCGUUACUCAAAUACAAAAGUAAUCAGUAAUCAAAUCAUUUUUAUCCCUUAAACAGAUCGGUGAAGGUCGUUGUUAUAUCGGAAUACCUAUACAAAAUACCUACCUACUGAGAAAUACGAUUCUCGAUAUGAUUACCGGUACUCAAAUAACAAAAGUAAUCAUAGUAAUCAAAGUAAAGAAUACUGUAAAUUAUUACUAAUAAUUAGUAAAGUAACUAUUUGUAACGAAUACUCGAAAGUAACUAUAAUCAACAUCACUAAGUGGCUGGCCACUGUCGCUCGUCUGGAAUGGCACAUUGAAUUAUUUACAUAAGAAGUUUCGGCUAAUUAUCGGAAUCUACUUUGUGGCGCCACAGAGUGGUUCGUGUGUUUCUGGGGUUCUGAGGAAUUAUUCGACCAAAAACCCCGUUGACAAAAAAACUCACGGUAUACAAUCGUUCAACACAUGGUCACAAAGACAUUAAGGGUGGUCGUAGUAGCAAAAUGCAUACUUUGAAAGGCAAAACCUACAAAAUUUUCGUACAUAUACACACACUUGUGCAUAUUUACAUCAAUUUAAUAUUUUUCUGUCUUAAUAUUUGAUUCUCUAAGAAUUAAUUGUACAGUCUUAUUUUAAAUUGAUAUUUGUAUUUAAGUAAUUACAUCACAAAUAAACGCAUUUCUCAUGUCUUGUAAAUUUUCGCUGUAAUCGCAUACGCAAUUUUUUCCAACCCAGUAUGGUUUUUUACUGUUUAUACAUUUUUUAUUCGUUGUGUUUCUAUUUGUAUAAAAAGACCUCGGUCUUAGUUUCGAUGUUAGUCUUAAUUGUAUGAUGUAGUGUACAUUUUUUACUGUUUUUCAGAAGGGGUUGUCUUUUAAAUACAUCGAUUGUUAUUUUAA
Molecule: messenger RNA, 7634 nt
Organism: Diabrotica virgifera virgifera (western corn rootworm)
Lineage: Eukaryota; Metazoa; Arthropoda; Insecta; Coleoptera; Chrysomelidae
Product: peroxisomal membrane protein PEX13
Exons: 4
Coding region: 241-1479 (412 amino acids)
Biological process (GO): protein import into peroxisome matrix, docking
Cellular component (GO): peroxisomal membrane; peroxisomal importomer complex; peroxisome
Molecular function (GO): protein binding
Source: RefSeq, a predicted model, not a curated record